AUGAAAGAAGACAACCAGUCCUGUCUGACAGAGUUUGUCCUGCAGGGCUUCUCAGAUUUCAAGACUAUGCAAGAACUUCUCUUUUGCCUGGUUCUAAUAUUCUACUUCAUGACCUUGAUGGGCAACAGCCUGAUUUUGAUCCUCACCAGUCUCAGUCCUACCCUCCAUACCCCAAUGUACUUCUUCCUCUGGAACUUGUCCUUUCUGGAAAUUGGUUACACCUCGACCAUCAGCCCAAAGAUGCUUGUGAAUUUGUUAUCAGAGAAACAGACUAUAUCCUUUUGGGGCUGUGGAUGUCAAAUGUGUUUCUUCAUUCUCUUUGGUCUCACUGAGUGUUGUCUUCUUUGUGCUAUGGCAUAUGACCGCUAUGUUGCCAUUUGCAAACCCUUGCAAUACCCCUACAUCAUGAACUACAAGGAGUGUGCUAAGCUUGCUGUGGCCUCAUGGGCCAUUGGGGUUUUUGUGAGUUUGGGGCAAUCUACUUCCAUCUUCACCCUUCCCUUUUGUGGGUCAAAUCGAAUCAGCCACUUCUUCUGUGAUAUUAAGCAUGUUCUGAGACUGGCUUCUACCAACACUUACAAAGAUGAAUUGGCCAUUUCCAUACUAGCAGUUCUAAUUAUCCUGGUACCCCUUUUGCUCAUCCUUUUUUCCUACAUCCUCAUCAUCUCCUCUAUUCUCAGGAUGCCAGUGGCCAAGAACAGGAGCAAAGCAUUUUCCACUUGUUCCUCACAUCUCACGGUUGUCUUCAUUUUCUAUGGAACCGCAAUUGUUACCUACAUUCGUCCCAGCUCAGCACAUUCAAUGGACAGUAGCAGAUUUCUCGCCCUGCUCUACACAGUAGUGACCCCAAGCUUGAACCCCAUCAUUUACAGCUUGAGGAAUAAAGAGAUAAAAGCUGCUUUCAUGAAAUCUGUAGCAAGGAAACAGGUCUUCAUGGAGUAA
This is a messenger RNA of Candoia aspera, 942 nucleotides long. Its product is annotated as olfactory receptor 10AG1-like. The record is from RefSeq and is a predicted model, not a curated record. The transcript has a single exon. Gene Ontology annotation, cellular component: plasma membrane. NCBI's taxonomy places the organism in Eukaryota, Metazoa, Chordata, Lepidosauria, Squamata, Candoiidae. The coding region runs from base 1 to 942 and encodes 313 amino acids. Gene Ontology annotation, molecular function: olfactory receptor activity; G protein-coupled receptor activity. Gene Ontology annotation, biological process: detection of chemical stimulus involved in sensory perception of smell; G protein-coupled receptor signaling pathway.